Molecule: messenger RNA, 4333 nt
Organism: Ixodes scapularis (black-legged tick)
Lineage: Eukaryota; Metazoa; Arthropoda; Arachnida; Ixodida; Ixodidae
Product: transmembrane protein 114
Exons: 5
Coding region: 351-1205 (284 amino acids)
Cellular component (GO): membrane
Source: RefSeq, a predicted model, not a curated record
GCGACGCACACCUUACAGCGAGACUGGCCAGGUGGGACGGCCUGGUUCCGACAUCCCAGGCGGAGCCCCGAAGCGACCGACCGCGCUUGCAGCUUGCUGCCGUUCCUCUCCAGAGGCUCUCUCGCCCCAUACCUACCUGUGGAGCUUCCAACUAAAGCACCGCAACAGGUCGGCCUACCCUCCCCCCAGUUCCCCUCGCGGCUCACUCGGCUCGACGGCGGAAAAAAGGCGUCCGCCAACCCCGCGGCAUUCUGUGGCCGACGUCCGUCUUCGAGGUACCUUGUGGUUACCGUGGCUCUGGUGCUGCCGUGUUUUGAGGCGGAGGCACGUCCUCCUAGAGUGCGACGACGAUGGCGUGUUCCGCGGUGACCCUGUCCGUGGCGACGAUCGCGGCCGUUCUGGCCCUGGCCUGCCUGGCCAUCUCGUUCGGAACGGAUAACUGGCUGGAGACGCGGGUGAACAGGACGGCCAUCCGGACGCAGCUACAGAGGGACACCGACGAGUAUCGGGCGUACGAGACGAAGCCGGAGUACUUCAGUCGGGACCAGGGGCUCUUCAGGCUCUGCUUCCCCGACAAGAAGCCCAAAGGAGUGGAGACGUUCAUGUCCCCGGUGCAGACGGACUGCAUCAACGUCAACUACUACAUCCCAGAAGACGAGACGUCGGACGGAUUCACAGAGCAGCGCUGGGAGAGGCUCCACAUGGCCCGGUCCGUGGUGGCCCUGUUCAUCAUCUCCUUCUUCUUCGCCUUCCUGUCCUUCUUCACGGGCAUCGCCGGAUGCUGGAAGCGCUCGAACAGCAACAUCAUCGCCACUGGACUGCUCCAGAUACUCGCAGCGCUCACUGUGGCCGGAGCCAUGGGCCUCUGGCACGGCGUCGAAUACUACGACUUCAAGAAGCUUCAUGAUCACAUGUCCGUCUACAAUUGGCCGGCGGUCCUCCGGCGCAAGGGCGUCACCGAGUUCUCGUACGGCUGGUCGUACAUGCUCGCGUGGGCGGGCGUGGGCGCCAGCCUCCUGACGGGCAUCCUGUUCCUCGCAUCCGCCCGCUGCCUCCGCCGCGAGAAGAAGGCCGACCAGGCCAAGAACAUGCAGUACCUGAUGCCCGUGUACCCGGACAAGCGGCAGCCGCCCUACGGAUACGCGGCCUACCCGGGACCCUACGCGUACCACCACGGCUCGCAGUACGGGCCGUACGGAUACUGACCCCGCGGCGGAGAUCCUCGUUUUGUACAUAACGCUAACCCGCGGCCCCCGACUAACCGGCGGCGGCAAACCCUGGCGGGUGGCUGUUCCACGCUCCUUCUCAGAGGUUCCGUGCAGCGCUGUGGGAGCUGCAGGGAGCGGACGUUGCACCGGAGGUAGGGUCUGUACUGUGGUCACUCGCAACGUAAGGUCAGCGGUGGGUGCUUUGCCACCCGGCCAAUACCACUGGGAAGAUGAGGCCCGCACGUGACGUCACUCUUAGUGGAUCACCAACCCGGCCAACAUUUCGGCACAGGCGCAGCCAAUCCCGCCGGAGGGCAACGAGCCAUUGCUGGAGCCGGAGCAUCCACCGCCGACCCUAUGUUGCGACAGACUGUGGCGCACCCCGCCCGAAGCUACAGUAAAAUACGAGUUAAGGAUGCGCCAAAAGCUCAUAUUCCACAGCCUCGACCCAAGCAGCGCAGAUUUGGCCAAUCAUUGGCCAACGGUCCUUCGGCCAGUUGCCAGACAUGGCCAGCCAUUGGUUGAUGACUGGCCUUUCUCUGGAUAUUGGCCUAUGGCCAUCAGCCAUCGGCCAAACAUUGGCCGAUGAAUGGCCAUUCUUUAGCCAUUGGCCAAUGCAUGGCCAAAUUCAGUGCUGCUUGAAUCAUUACCUCCAGUCAGUGUUCCUCCGCAAAGCGCAAACAAGUCCGCUACCGAAGCGACCGUUGCAUCUGUGGAAAUCGGAGCACGCGGCUCGCUCGAAAACGACAAGACGACAAGGACACUGAGGAAAACGGACCUUUAUCCGAACAGGCCCCGCAAUCGAGCGCGGUCCCCCGACGCGAGCCCUGGGCCGCGCCAACGUGUUUCCCUUCCACAAGCCCACAAGCCCCAUAAUUCGUCGUGGCUAGUGCCUUUCCUGGCUGGUCUGCGGUGCGAGUCGAUGUCGUGGUUGGUACAUGGUGGUGUUCAUUUGGCACAUUCUUAACUUGUCUCAGACUAUAGGGGGAACGGACGUUGCACCGGAGGUGGAAUGUACUAAUACACCCUACCGGAGGACAGCCCGAUGAAACUGUUAAUAGUUUCAGAAUUCCGACGGAUGCGAUGGCGGAAAUGUGGUUUUUAUAGGGGUGGGCUUCUCCAUCCAACUGAAGGUACUACUCACAGGACGCCGACAUUCCCUUUUUUAUGAUGAGUCACUGCGCACAUGCGUGGUUGGUGGACGCCGCAGCGACUAAGCUAUUAACCGGAUUGACCCAUUUUUUUCUUAGAUAUUUAUUUGUUUCUCGAAAAAAAGCAACAAAGACGGGCCGAUGUUUAGUUCAGUAUCCAGGGACAAUGCUGCGUCUGUUUUUAUUUCUUAUUGUAAUUUUGCGCGCGCGUGUCUGUGUUUUGUGUUUGUGUGUGUGUAUGUCCCUCGUGUCUAGUUUUAAUUACGAUCGCCAACGAGAAGUAAUACUUUUGUUUUUCUCGCACAAUUGAGCAUCGCGUAUACAUAUACCUUGCACGUGACCUCAUUCAAGCUGCCGUUUACAUCUUAUUGUUUCGCCGUGAACCACACGUUCUACGUUGCCAAGUAAAGUCCGGAGGACGUGCAGCAGUGUCAUCAGCGAGAAGUCGCCAUCAUUUUGAUCGAACCGCGCUACACGCUUGCCCAAGCCAUCCACCGACUUGUAAAAAACGGGAUCCCGCAUAUAGACGUUUGCAAGCAGCCAGGCUUCAUAAUCUUGUUAGGCCACCGUAGAUUAAAAAAAAAAAAAAAACUUUGUUUGGGUGCCAGCUUGGCAACCCUGGGCCCGCCUUAGCAAGGCUAGAUGGCGCAAGCUACCGCCCGAUGCAAAGGCUGUAGCCAUAUACACCCUUCCACCGCUUGUCACUCAGGCAAAAAGAAAAAAAAAUACCGAAUCACUGGGCAGUCGAUGCAUGCGCGGCGUCUGAUGUCUCAUAGAAGUGGGCUACUGCGCAUUCUCAGCGUUCCACAGCCCAGCAGACAAAGAUUGCAGCCCAAGAUGGCGGCGCCCAAAGGCAGUGCUUUCAAACGUCUGACGUCUUCAAGAAGCCACGCUCCAAAAACUAGUCUGGCUACCGCGGAUGUAAAAUGCUUUGUUUAGGCGCCAGUCUGGUAACUGUGGGCACGCCUUAGCAAGGCUUGACUAUCGGACAAUCUACACACAUCAGCAACAAGAUGGCCGCAUCAGAUGCCGUACUUUCAGACCGUCUAUAGCCUCCGCAGCACUGCACGGGACUCUCGCUUUGAAAAGGUGUGUGUGGCCGCUCAAGGAAUGCGCCGUGUCCUCGGGAGACCUCGCUACUCAAAAGAGGCUGUUUUCUACGUGAUGGACCGACUAAUUCAUUCCUCCUCUCACCUCCUCAUCCGCCGCGAGCGGUGUCUCGAAUGCCUGACUAACACCGCCAAGGACGACAGACAUUCCGACUCAAAGACGAGGAAGACCUCCUCCGUUUUUAAACACCAAUAAAUACCUGUCGGGUGGGGAAAAAAUUCAGUGAUGGCGGUCAAGUUCAUCCCUGACUGUGGGCGGACAUCCAGGAAUCCUCGCCUCCUCCUCCUCCAGGGGCGCGCGGCAUGCGAGUCAAGGUGAACAAGAAUCUUGGCCGAUGACGUCGCGCUCUGCCUUGGAGAUGCAUCCGUGCUCCUACGACCGGUUACUAACCGGCUACUGGGGACAGUGUUGACCACCGUGAUUCGGAAUGUCCGCGCUGCUACGCAAUAAACUAUGCGGGUAUAGGAUUGCAGAGGCAUGACAGAACUUGUUGAGAUCGCUAUGUGUGUGCGUGUUGUUAGCUUCUUUUUGUCUUUUUACUGUUUCAUGUGGUAGAUGAGAUGGUAUACCAUGGUACUCGCCUGGGGUACUCGACUGCGUGUUGCACGAAGGGAAAAGAGAAGAAAAGAAGGAGAUGUUAGGUUACCCCUUCAGCGACGUGGUCGCAUAAUUUGACUGUAGUAUAAUGUGUCUAUAGUAACGAGUAUUUUUUAUCAAUUUAUUGUGGUAACCCUCAGGACUUCCCUGUCAUCUCGGUCGGUCUACGGUAGUGCCAUGGUGGUGGAGCUCUGCCGGGCGUCGAGCCGAGGGAAUGGAGGCAACACGUGUCACAAGUAGAAAAAUAAAAUGGUUUCGGCAAAACGG